AUGCCAUUUCUGAUGCCCAGACGCCUCAAAACUCGCCGCGCCGCUCUUGCCACGGACUCACACGGCUCCCGUGACGCCUGCCUAACAACAACCGGCGACUCCAAAAAUUGCACAUACAAACAGCUCAUGAUUGACUUUUGGCAAGGACUCCUUGCUGCUCUGGAAAGAAUCACCAUGUUGCCAUCGAUGCUGCACUCGGUGCUUCCCAAACUUACCCCACGGAAACGCACACGAGAUGCAGUCCGCACAUAUGACCGGACCAUGGACGACCUCUUGCGCGAAAUCCAGCGACUGCUAGAAGAACCACUGGAAGCUUCAAAACUCCUGGACAUGUCCGCAAAGUUGCAGGCACAAUUCGCCCCAAAAUUGCAAGCCAGCGACAUUUGUAUGCUGCCGUCUUACAACCACAAGCUGCCUUCUGGAUGUGAGAAAGGUACCUACCUGGCUCUCGAUGUCGGCGGUUCCACGUUCCGCAUUGCGCUUGUGGAGUUGAACGGAAGACAGCCCGGUGCUAAGAACAUGCGCAUCAUUGUCAUGAAGAGCUACAAGAUUGAUGAAACUGUUCGGCAACGACGUGGAAACGAUUUCUUCGAAUGGAUGGCCGAAAAGAUACAGCACGCCCUCGCAGAUCCGCAAUUGCAGAGCUCAACCAGCACUCGGAGUUUUCCCAUGGGCUUGGCGUGGUCAUUUCCUGUACAACAAACAUCCAGCCGCAGUGCCAACUUGCUAGACAUGGGCAAGGGGUUUCGCGCAACUGAGGGGUUGCUGGGCCAAGAUCUAAGUGAGUUGAUCAUGGCGCCAUGCAGAAAGAGGAACCUCCCCGUACACAUGGAUUCCAUCGUCAACGACUCGUCUGCGACUUUAUUAUCACGUGCCUACGAAGACCCAUCAACACGCUUCGCAGUCAUCCUAGGAACAGGCUUCAACAUCUCCGUGCAUUUACCCGUAUCAUCACUCGCAAGUACAAAGUACCAAGGCUACCCCCAGCAAUGGCUAGACGAAGCCACCCACGUGCUCGUCAACACCGAGUGCAGCAUGUUUGGCAAAGACAUCUUCCCCACGACUCGAUGGGACGAACAGCUAAACAACGCGCAUCUCCGCCCGGACUUCCAGCCCUUUGAGCACAUGAUCAGCGGCCGCUACAUGGGAGAAAUCGUGCGCUUAAUCAUCGUCGAAGCCGUCCGAACAGCCGGCUUGUUCAGCGGCGAGGUUCCCGACCAACUAGCCGAACCUUAUACCCUGGACACCGGCACCAUCGCCGCCAUGGAAAUGGAUAAUUCCAAAUACCUAGCCAACGCCACGGCUCUUUUUCAAUCCAAACAUGCUCUCAGCAAACCGCCGACAUACAACGACAUUCAGUUUGUCCGCCAGGUCUCGCAGCUCGUCUCGCACCGUGCAGCCGCCUUUCUCGCUACAGGCAUCCAUGCGUUAUGGGCUCUUCGAACGAAAUCCGAAGGUCUGACCCCCGCGUCCGCUGGUCGGAUGAGCAUCGGAUGCAACGGGUCAGUUAUUGAGAAAUAUCCUUUUUUCCGCGAAUUAUGCCAGUCGCAUCUUCACGAACUGACGGCUGCUUCCGGGGCGGAUUCAAAGACGAUUUCUCUGGAAAUUGCGGUUGAAUCGGCGAUUUAUGGGGCGGCGGUUGCUGUGUGCUGUCUAGAGGGGCAGUCAUAG
Pyrenophora tritici-repentis Pt-1C-BFP is the source of this 1671-nucleotide messenger RNA. Its product is annotated as Hexokinase. NCBI's taxonomy places the organism in Eukaryota, Fungi, Ascomycota, Dothideomycetes, Pleosporales, Pleosporaceae. Gene Ontology annotation, molecular function: fructokinase activity; ATP binding; D-glucose binding. Gene Ontology annotation, biological process: glucose metabolic process; mannose metabolic process; intracellular glucose homeostasis. Gene Ontology annotation, cellular component: cytosol; mitochondrion. The record is from RefSeq and is a predicted model, not a curated record.